This is a messenger RNA of Hibiscus syriacus, 1211 nucleotides long. Its product is annotated as homocysteine S-methyltransferase 3-like. The record is from RefSeq and is a predicted model, not a curated record. Gene Ontology annotation, molecular function: zinc ion binding; S-adenosylmethionine-homocysteine S-methyltransferase activity. Lineage: Eukaryota; Viridiplantae; Streptophyta; Magnoliopsida; Malvales; Malvaceae. The transcript has 6 exons. Bases 60 to 1082 code for a protein of 340 amino acids. Gene Ontology annotation, biological process: S-methylmethionine cycle.
GAAGCUUUAAUUGCCAUAACUAUAUUUCCUUCUUUCUUUCUGGACCAUCUAUCUGAAACAUGGGACUGGAAGGCGUUGAACCGUCGGCGUUGAUUAGAGAUUUUCUUGCAGAGUGCAGCGGCUACGCGGUCGUGGACGGUGGGUUCGCCACCGAGCUCGAACGCCAUGGUCAAGACCUCAAUGAUCCUCUAUGGAGUGCCAAGUGUCUUAUCUCUUCUCCCGAACUGGUCCGAAGGGUUCACCUAGAUUACCUUGAAGUAGGCGCAAAUGUGAUUAUAAGUGCAUCAUAUCAGGCCACUGUUCAGGGCUUUGAAGCCAAAGGGCUGUCCACUGAAGAAGCUGAAACAUUGAUCAAGAGAAGCGUCGAAAUUGCAUGUGAGGCUCGCCAAAUUUACCUCCAAAGAUGUGCCAAAGGCUGUUGGGACUUCCUUGAUACUGGGAACACUACACAACGUCCUGUUCUAGUUGCUGCUUCUGUUGGCAGCUAUGGUGCUUAUUUGGCUGAUGGAUCCGAGUAUAGUGGCCACUAUGGUGAUUCAGUGACAUUGGAAACAUUGAAGGAUUUCCACAGGAGAAGGGUACAAAUUCUAGCCAACUCCGGUGCAGAUCUCAUCGCGUUCGAAACAAUCCCGAACAAGCUAGAAGCACAACCAUAUAAUAAGCUUCUCAGGGAGGAAAACAUAAGCAUCCCAGCCUGGUUUUCAUUCACUUCCAAAGAGGGAAUCAAUACGGUCAGUGGCGAUUCCAUUGCCGAAUGUGCCUACGUUGCCGAUUCAUGCAACCGAGUUGUUGCCUUUGGAAUCAACUGUACUCCUCCGAGGCUCAUCCAUGGACUCAUUCUCUCUAUUAAAAAGGUGGAAAAUAAGCCAGUGAUCAUAUAUCCCAACAGUGGUGAGACUUACAAUGCAGAAACCAAUCAACGGGAGAAAUCAGAAGGGAAAACAGAAGAGGAUUUUGUAACAUAUGUGGGGAAAUGGAGAGAUGCAGGGGCUUCUCUCUUUGGUGGUUGCUGCAGGACUACACCAAACACCAUCAGAGCCAUAACAAGUGUUCUCUUUGGCAAAGCUUCACUUGAUAAUUAAAUCAGAUACUUACUAUGGAACUUUGCCCUUUUCCUUGUAAUGUCCUGUAGAAAUCUACUAAUAAAUCUCAAUGCAGCAGGAAUCUGCUAAUGAUGUCAAUGUAAUGAUGUACUGUGUUAAAAGAAUAAA